AGCCCUUUUCGCUUGAUAAAUUCCUUUUUUGGUUCGGCAUUCCCCCCUGGUUGAGCUCCCCGUCGGACGCCGUCCACUGUUGUCAGCCCUGCGUGGUUGUUCUCCGGCAAGUGUUGAAGAAGGCAUUGAGUUUCAGUUUACAUAGUUGUCAAUAAGCUUUUAAUCCAUAUACUGUCAGCAAACUUCACUUCAUGCGUAGCAGGAUUUUGAUGUUCAGGGAAGGUUGAUUAGUCUUAACAGUGAAUAUACUUCUUGACUGGCAGAAAGGAGCUUGUAAGCAUUUCUUCACCCACAUCAGUGGUAAAUGCUGAGUUGCUGACAAUAGUUUUUGCAUAGGGCUUCUGUUUCUUAUAUGUUCUCAUCCACCAGCUCUUUUCCAUGGACCCUAUGCAAAACCUAAGCAUUAGGAAAUCAACUUCAAAACCAACCUUAAAGGCAAAAGCCAAAAAGAAGAAGAAGAACCGUGCUGAAAGCGAGGCUCAAGUGGCAAAAGCCCCAUCAGACUUAUCUUUUGGUGUGGCAAAAGUUGCCAUUUCGCAGAUCUGUCAGUCAGUUGGCUUUAAGAGAACCCAGCUCUAUGCUGUUGAAACCUUAACUAAUGUUGCUGUAGAAUAUCUGCGAGCCAUUGGCAAAUCAGCUGCCUCUUUUUCCAAUGCCUCAAAUCGCACCAACGCCAACCUCUUUGACCUCAUCAAUGCUGUUCAUGACAUAUGCUCUGUGCGGGGAUUUCCCACAGCUUCAGAGAUGCACAAGAGUGAGCUGCUUAGAUCUGGAGCAUUGAGAGACAUUAUGAAAUUUUCCAGCCUUUAUAAAGAAUUAUCAUGUGCAAAGCCAAUUCCCUGCCCAAGUUUUUCUCCAUGUCCAAAUCCAGUACAACCCAUUGAUUCAAACACAUCCAUGGGCUGCUAUAAACAAAAUCUGCGAGGUUCUCACAUACCAAGAUGGCUGCCAGACUUUCCUCCCGAAAGCUCAUACAGGAUUUGCGGCCAGGUAAUUAAGGAAAGGAAAAAUGGUGAAAAAUUGUGGGAACAGUCAAUUCCCUUGGAGAUUUGUGGUGGUGGUAUUGAGGAAAAUAGGAAAGUAUUACAGACCGAUGAGGUAUGUGGGAAAGAAUUGAAUGAUGGAAGGAUGGAGCUGGCAAAAGAAAGAGGCAAGUUGAAGUUUAACAUUGGAAGGCAGAAAGAGCAAGCUUUUGGGUUAGAUAUGAAUAUGAACAGUGGUUUUUGUAGAGGAGGCAAACGUGUGUGUUGGAAUCACAGUGAAAUGAAUGAUUGCAUGUUUGAGGAUGGGAGUUUCCGUUCUGGGAAGUAUACGUCAAGUGUGCUUGCAAAUUUAUAAGACUGAUGUAUUUUGACUUUGAUUUGAAAGCGGAAGGUUGUAAGCCUCCGCACAGAAUUUUCCAGCCCUCGAAGAUUCAAGUUCAAUGGCGAGGGCCGAAUUCCAACUAAAGAUAUGUACUUGAGGGUUAAGGUAUGUAAUGGGCGUGGGACCAGGUGCCUAAGCUGGGGCUUUUGGAUAGGUCUCCUCCAUAAUGAUCAUAUUGAUCCUGAUGAUAAUUCUGAAGCUCAGUGUAAAAGAAAUUGUAUUAAUCUUUAUCUUUCUAUAGGAGAAACACACUUAUAGUACCGUCGGGAUUAAUGUGUUUGGAGGAAUUGUAUAAAUUUAGGUGCUUUUCUUCU
This is a messenger RNA of Neltuma alba, 1679 nucleotides long. RefSeq names its product transcription initiation factor TFIID subunit 8. Gene Ontology annotation, molecular function: protein heterodimerization activity. The transcript is spliced from 3 exons. Lineage: Eukaryota; Viridiplantae; Streptophyta; Magnoliopsida; Fabales; Fabaceae. The coding region runs from base 379 to 1338 and encodes 319 amino acids. The record is from RefSeq and is a predicted model, not a curated record. Gene Ontology annotation, cellular component: transcription factor TFIID complex.